Molecule: messenger RNA, 2485 nt
Organism: Glossina fuscipes
Lineage: Eukaryota; Metazoa; Arthropoda; Insecta; Diptera; Glossinidae
Gene: Cow
Product: proteoglycan Cow
Exons: 12
Coding region: 549-2378 (609 amino acids)
Biological process (GO): establishment of protein localization to extracellular region
Molecular function (GO): protein binding; calcium ion binding
Source: RefSeq, a predicted model, not a curated record
AACAAAAAAAGAAAUUAAAUCUAUUUAGAAAUAUAGAUAUUUCCCCCAAAAAGCCCAUAAGUUUUAGCGGUGGUAGAAAAUUAAAGAUUAAAAAUUAAAUCAAAGAAAAGAAGAAAAAAACAGAGAGCGAACAGAAAAACAGAGAAAAAAAGAAAACAGUAUUUGUACAUGCGUACUGUUGGUUACAUGCUUCUGUAUUUGUACAAACAUAUAUAUCAUAUAUAUUGUACAUGACGACGACUUAGUGGUUGACAGAGCGAGUAUAAGUGAGUGAGUGCGUGUAUGCUUGCUUGUAAGGAAAAAAGGAAAAGUGUGUGAGUGUCAGUGUCGCUGCUUGUAGACAAUAGUAAUUAAAUUCCUUUUGGGAAGUUAAAAGAAUUCCUUUACUUUGAGUGCGUGUAUGCGUGCGUUCGUUUAUGCGUUGUCCCUCCUCAUAAUAAUUUGCAUUCUCUUAUUUUCUUUUUUGAGCGUAUAUUAUAAGAAAGUGGGAAGAGGAGAAAAUAAUAACAAACAAAACGAAAACACACAAAAUCCAAAAUCCAUACAAUAUGAAGUGUCUGAUGUGUUUGAUGGUCAGUAUUGGUCUAAUGCUGCUGAUGUCAUCGUCUCUUAGUGUUGAGGCCAAGAAACCUAAAAAGUAUAUUGGCGAAAAUGGCGGUGAUUUUGAAUUUAUCGAUGAGGUUAAUAAAAAUGCACAACUGUUACCAAAGAAUAGCGCAAUUAAUAACGGCGAACGAAAACGUUGGAUACACGAUCCCACCAGUGAUCUGUGCCGCCCUUUAAAUUGCAAGAAACGUGAAAUAUGUUUAUUGGAGAAUGAAUACAGUGCUGUUUGUGUCUCGAAAAAAGAACUUCAUAAAAAUCGGGAUGUGAUCAUAACUAAAUCUAAGUAUAUAGAAGAGCAAGCCAAACAUCGGGCCAAUCAACAUAUAAAUAAAAAUAAUAAUAUGAAUAAUGAAGAUGAGGAUGAUGAUGAGGAUGAUGAAGAAGAAGAUGAUGAGAAUAACAACAGCAAUGUGGACGAUAUUGAGGAUACCAUUAGCGAUGAUAAGAAUCUGGAUAAUAACAAUAAUGAUGAAAUUGAAUCCAAGGAAGAUGAUGUGUUUUACGAAAGUAAUCCAGAUAUGGACAACAAGAACACUGACAAUAAUAACAACAAUCACAAUAACGAUGAUGAUGAAGAAGAAGACAAUUGCAAGCCAUGUCCUGUCGCGAAACCGACAUUUUUAUGUGGCAACGAUAACCGAACUUAUUCAUCGUUAUGCAGAUUAGAUUACCACAAUUGCAUUCAUUCAACAUCUAUACGGAUCGCAUGCAAAGGUUUCUGCCCAUGUAAAGAUAACAUAAAUGAAAAGCGCUUGCAGCGUCUUAACGAUAGACAGAAUGUAUUUAACGCCAAGUAUAAGAAAACCAUUGAACAACAAGAAAAGCAACAACAACAAUAUAAAGAGAAUAGCAACAACAAUAUUAUUAGCAGCAGCAAUAAUAAUGAAUUUAAUACAAUAAUGGAUGAUAAGGAUGACAACAAUCGUCAUUAUAAUCAUAUCAAUUCACAAUUCACUUUCACGCCGGAGGAAAUCAAAUACGAUAAUAAACAUUAUAAAUAUCUCAAGUACACCGCUUAUAAGAAGGACAAUCAACAAUAUCAAGAGGAUAAACACAAAAUACGUGGCUACAAUGAGGUGGUCGAGAAACCACAAAAAUAUCAAAAAAACAACAACAUUAACAAUGGUUAUCCAUCUAAAUCACCUGAAUGCAAACCGCAACAAUUGACCGCCAUUGGGAAUCGUUUGUUGGAUUGGUUUUCGGUUAUAAUGGCUGACAGUAAAAAACGUCGCCAGCAUAGUCAAAAGUCAAAAGCACAUUUUCCACCAGCCUGCAAAACUGAAGCGAAAUGGAUGUUUGGCCAUUUGGAUUUGAAUAAUGAUGGAUAUUUAUCACUGCAGGAAAUGUAUGACUUGGAACAUGAUCAAAAUGAACGUUGCAUUAAACCGUUCAUUGAUACAUGCGAUUUGGAUCAGGAUAAUUCAAUUAACACGCGCGAAUGGUGCCGUUGUUUUGAAAAAACUGAUCGUCCUUGUGCCGCGGUUCGACGAAGAAUCGCUGGCGAUUUUGCAGGUGAGAUAGGAGCUUAUGCGCCCGAUUGCGAUGUGCAAGGCUUCUACAAGCCCACCCAAUGUCAUAAUUCGGUCGGUGUAUGCUGGUGUGUAGAUAAGCAUGGCGUUGAAUUUGCAAAUACACGUACUCGCGGUAAACCCAAUUGCGAGUCAGUAGUGAAUAAUGCCUCAUCGCUGACAUCCGAUGACGAAGAUGAAGAAAACGAUGAUGAUGAUGAUGACAGUGCGGAAGGUAGCGGCGAUCAAAUAAUGGUGUUUUAAAAAGUACAUAAAAAAAAAUAAAGCAUAACAUUCAUAAUACCUAUAUACAUACCUACAUGUUUAUAUAAUAUGUUCAUAAAGCAAAAAAAAAAACAAAAAACAAAAAA